AUGACCGAACGACGCCCCUCAGGGCUGGAAAGGAGUCCGACUGCGCCGUCGAUUCUCUCAAAUGGCCACUUUGCUUCCGUUGGGGCCGAGGGCGAUGCUGCCUCCUACGAACAUGGUGUGCAGGUGAUCGAUGGGGAUAAGGAGUUCAAUCCUAAUCUAUCCAAGUACCUGUCCCUCGAGAAUGUCACGCCGGCGGGAUUCAACUACCAUCUCAUCUCUGUCUUCGGUUCGCAAUCCACCGGAAAGUCGACACUGCUCAACAACCUCUUCGGCACGGAUUUCACGGUCAUGUCUGAUCGGGAAAGAAGACAAACGACCAAGGGUAUUUGGCUAUCGAAGAAUAAGAAGCAGGGCGAAGUUGGCGCAGCGGAGCGCAUGGCGGAUAACAUCCUGGUCAUGGACGUUGAGGGCACUGACGGUCGUGAGAGAGGUGAGGAUCAGGACUUUGAGCGCAAAAGUGCUCUCUUUGCCCUUGCGACGAGUGAGGUCCUUAUCGUGAACAUCUGGGAGCACCAGGUGGGGUUGUACCAGGGAGCCAACAUGGGGCUGCUGAAGACCGUCUUUGAGGUCAACCUGCAACUGUUCUUGAAGGAUAAGCACACUUCCCACCGUUCCCUGCUCUUCUUCGUCAUUCGUGAUUUCAUCGGCACAACACCACUUCAGAACCUGCAAAAGACAUUACUGGAAGACCUGGGCCGCCUUUGGGAUACUAUAUCGAAGCCUGCUGGCUUUGAAAAAGCGUCGAUUCACGACUAUUUCGAUUUCCAAUUCUAUGGCCUUCCCCACAAGGGCUACCAACCCGACCAGUUUGUGGCCGAGACCAAUAAACUUGGCAUGCGGUUCCGUGAUGGACACCGUGACCCCAAGAGAGAUGCGCUCAAGGGCGAGUUCUCGGAGGGUGGUGUCUUCUUGCCCGAAUAUCACCGCCGUAUUCCAGCUGAUGGAUUUUCUCACUACGCCGAGAGUAUUUGGGACCAAAUUGUCAACAACAAGGACUUGGACUUGCCCACGCAACAGGAGUUGCUUGCGCAAUUCCGUUGCGAUGAGAUUCUGCGCGAAGUGAUGGUUGGCUUCGAUGAGGUCAUUGUGGCUUUCGAAGACAAGCAAACUGAGGCGGUGCGUCUAGGCGCACCUGAAGUUCUUGGCGGCCUUGGUGUUGCUAUGCGUGGCGCGCGCUCUAAGUGCCUGAAGAGCUUCGAGACGGAAGCCAGCAGAUACCACAAGGGUGUGUAUCAGCGCAAGACCGCCGAGCUCCAGGGCAAGGUCGAUACUCGCCUCAAGGCUCUCUUCUUGGGUCAGCUUUCUGCUGCUCACAAGUCCGGAGUUCGUGAUUUCAGUGAUGCCGUUUCGGCUGCUGUGAAGGACGGUCAGAAGAAGGGUGGUAGCUACGAUUUCGCCGAGAUUGUCACAUCGCAAGCUCAGGCUGCGACCGAGAAGUUCGAGCAAGUUGCACGCUCCACAGUAGUGGAUGGUGCUUCUUGGAGUAACUAUAAGCAAGAGCUAUCGUUGUACCAAAAAGAAUUGGCCGAAGUCAGUGCCCGACUGCGUCGCGAUGAAAUGAGACGUUUAGCCACCCGUGUUGAGCGAUGGGUGCAAUCUCGCCUGGGUGAAUCAGUUGGCAUUGAAUUUAAUGCGCUCGGCUCUGGGAGAGCUGGCGCUGGUGCCCCCGAGAAUGGAGAUAAGCCCGCGGAGAAAGACUUCUGGGACCGAAUCUGGAACCUGUUCGAAGACACCGUGCUGGAUGCCGAACGUAGGUUCACAGACCGCGCGAGCAGCUUCGACGCCAGCCUUGAUGAGGUUGAUGUUGGACUGUGGCGUCUGCGUCGCAAGUCAUGGGGCGUCCUCCGUGCCAAGAUCGACGAGGAAAUGAUCGAGGGUAAUCUGCUUCUCAAAUUGCGGGAGAACUUUGAGGACAAGUUCCGUUACGAUGAUGACGGUGUGCCACGCAUCUGGCGCCCAACGGACGAUAUCGAGGGCAUUUACACCAAAGCGCGUGAAUCUACUUUGACUGUCAUUCCUCUUCUUUCUCGGUUCCGCCUUGAAAAGACCACUGCACCACCCCCGCUGGAUCGCUGGGUUGGACACACUCCAAGCACCGCGACAUCUGCCGAUGAGGAAGAUUUGGUGCCCAUCGGCGGCGUGGAUGAAGAUGAAGGCAAGAGCCUUGAGGAGGAGAUGACGAUCCUCAGCGAUUCCAAGCGCCAGGAGCUCACUGUGCGGUUCAAGAAGGCUGCUGACGGCGUCUAUGUCGAAGCCAAGCGAAGCGCCAUUGGUGGUAUUACUCAGGUGCCAUUGUAUUUCUAUGGUCUACUGCUGGCUCUUGGCUGGAAUGAGAUCUGGGCUGUCCUUCGCAACCCAGCCUACUUCUUCCUGCUCUUUGUGCUCGCCAUCGGAGCGUACAUAACUUACACCCUCAAUCUAUGGGGCCCGAUGUUGAAGAUGACCGAGGCUGCAUCUUCCCAGGCGCUGAUCGAAGGCAAGCGUCGCUUGCGUGAGUUCCUUGAAUCUUCCGACACCGGCCGCCAGGCAAUUGCUAUGUCUGCCGGCGAGGGAGCUGGCUCUCGCCGCAAGGAAGAGUAUGAGAUGUCGGAUAUGCAGAAGGGUGGCUCGAAGGCCAAGGAUGACUUGGACGACAUGUAA
Messenger RNA from Penicillium olsonii, 2640 nucleotides. Lineage: Eukaryota; Fungi; Ascomycota; Eurotiomycetes; Eurotiales; Aspergillaceae. The record is from the annotation of a GenBank genome assembly.